UCAUAAAAGUCGCGUUUACGCUCUUAAGGCGAAUUGGAGAGCACUGCAUUGGAGAGCACUGCAGGAAUAGAAACUGUAUAUAUUCGAUUCGUCCCGUCCCGGCCGCGGCGGCGACGGAGGAACCCUAACUCUCUACCUUUCGCAAGUUCGCAAUAAAACUGUAUAUAAUCAAUGGACAACGCCGGUAGGGCUUCCUCUGAGCAAUCACGAGCUCCCGGCGAUACCGAGACGUCGAGAGAAGUUUCCGAAAGACGGUUCCACGGGUGCAAGCAUUACAGGAGGAGGUGCAGAAUUAGGGCUCCGUGCUGCGACAAGAUUUUCACUUGCCGCCAUUGUCACAACGAAGCUACAAUUUCUCUGAGCAAUCCGGAGGAGAACCAUGAGCUUGUUCGCCAUGAUGUUAAGCAAGUCGUUUGUGAUGUUUGUGAUACAGAGCAACAGGUUUCCAACCGCUGCACCCAUUGUGGAGUCAAGUUUGGAGAAUACUUCUGUGAUAUAUGCAAAUUCUAUGAUGAUGAUGUCAUGAAAAGGCAGUUUCAUUGUAGCGAGUGUGGCAUAUGUAGAGUUGGUGGACGCGAAAAUUUCUUUCACUGCCCAAAGUGCGGAUCUUGUUAUACAAUAGAUCUGCGUGAUAAUCAUCAGUGUGUUGAGGACUCAAUGAAGAACCAUUGCCCUAUUUGUUACGAGUACCUUUUUGACUCAACAAAACUAACGAAAGUUAUGAAAUGUGGGCAUACAAUUCAUUUGGAUUGCUACGACGAGAUGUUUAAACAAAACCAGUAUCGCUGUCCUAUCUGCUUCAAGUCAGCUCUGGAUAUGUCGAGGACUUGGGAAAGAUUAGAUCGAGAGAUCGAAGCUACACAGAUGCCUGAAGAAUACCGAUAUAAAGUUCAAAUACUCUGUAACGACUGCAACACCACCAGCCGGACAUUCAAUCAUAUAAUCGGCCACAAGUGCCAGCAUUGCAAUUCGUACAAUACCCGGGUGGUGAGUGGGGAGAUCGAAAGCCCGGAAUCGAGCUCCGACUGAACUCAAGGUAAAAAGGGUUUUAAGCUUCUCCUAUGGUUUUUAAGCUUUAGGUCUGUCGUGCUUUUUGUAUGGAAAGAUUGGAUUUUUCAUCCCCUUUUUUGCCACUAAUGUUUGAAUUGUGCAUUUUGUCAUAUGGAUAAAUGUAUCAGUGCACUACAUUUUGGGGGAA
This is a messenger RNA of Andrographis paniculata, 1198 nucleotides long. Its product is annotated as E3 ubiquitin-protein ligase MIEL1-like. Gene Ontology annotation, molecular function: zinc ion binding; ubiquitin protein ligase activity. Gene Ontology annotation, biological process: ubiquitin-dependent protein catabolic process; protein ubiquitination. The coding region runs from base 172 to 1029 and encodes 285 amino acids. The transcript has 12 exons. Gene Ontology annotation, cellular component: nucleus. NCBI's taxonomy places the organism in Eukaryota, Viridiplantae, Streptophyta, Magnoliopsida, Lamiales, Acanthaceae. The record is from RefSeq and is a predicted model, not a curated record.